Messenger RNA from Symbiodinium natans, 1689 nucleotides. Lineage: Eukaryota; Dinophyceae; Suessiales; Symbiodiniaceae. The record is from the annotation of a GenBank genome assembly.
AUGCCGGUGGAAAAUGUCAAAGCUGAUCAGCGCGAUGAGUAUGUUCGGCUUGUGGUGCGGGAGCUCAAAUGUGGGAAGCUUCGUCUGGUAUCGAAAGCCCAUGGCCUCGGUGGAGUCUUUGGGGUCGCCAAGGCAAAUGGACGCCAAAGAAAGAUUUGGAAUGGCUCUGCUCUGUCUGGUCUGGCAGCAGAGCCGCCCAGGCCUUACAGGCUUGCAAGCCCUUCUUCUUUCUUGGAUGUCGAAAUCCAGCCUGGCGAGCGUCUUUUUUUCUCUAAGCGAGAUGCGUCUACCUUCUUUGAUUCUCUCCGCGUGCCAGAGCAAUUGCGAACCUGGUUUGGGCAGCCACCAGUGACGGUUGAAGAGCUCCUUGAUGCUGGGCUAAGCUUUGAGCAUAUCCUGGACUAUAAGGACGGUGAGGACAGCUUGGCUCUUAAUUCUGUGCUUUUUCCUGUACACACCGUGUGGCCUAUGGGUUUCUCCUGGUCAUCCGCAGUUGCCCAGAACACCACCGUGGCCACAUGCGUUGCUGCAGGAAUAGAUGAGGGUGCCAUCAUUUCGCCAGAUUAUCCUCUUCCGAGCUCUUAUGAUGAAGUUUGCUUUGUGGCCACCGAUGACACAAUCCUCAUGCACAAGACCCUUGGCCAAGGCUCCGACACGUUGUCGAAGCUUGACAAGGCUUUCGACGAGCGCGGAAUAAUCAGGAACACGUCCAAGGACGUCACGCUGCAGGAAAGUGUCACUGCGCUUGGGUGUGAUUUGUCAAAUGAUCCAGCGACAGCUGAACCAAGUUUGGACAAGAUCUUGAGAACAGUCGCUCGUACACUGGAUGUGCUGCACCGUGGAAAGGCAAGCCCAAGAGCCCUCCACAGUCUGUUGGGGGUAUGGGAAUGGUUUUCGCUGCUCCAGAGGACCUUUUUCAGCAUUUUUGAUGAUGUUUAUUCGUUCGUGCGCAGGGUUCCCGAACACUGCGUUGAGCAAUUGCCUGACAACGUGAUGAAUGAACUACUCGUCACUCUUUUGUUGGCGCCGCUGCUAGCAGUAAGCCUGGAUCGCGAGCCCUUGCACAUGCUGGUUGCAACAGAUGCUGCUCCAGAACAUGGUUUUGGAAUAAGCACGUGCAGUUGCGAUGCCAAGACUGCUAUGGAAGUCUGCCGCCUGGCCGAGCGUCGCGGCGACUAUGUGCGGCUGGCCGCUGCUCCAGGUGACCCUACAGAGGUUGCCAGGCUCGGGAGCCCACAUCGAUUGCCACAGACGCAGCUUGAUUUCAAAACAGUCAUGUCAGCCAAAGCUAAGUGGACGGCGCACUCAGGUGUGUUGGAGGCCCAUGCAUACCUUUUGGCAUUGAGGUGGUUGGCGCGGCAACCCAAGAAGCAUCAUCGCAAGAUCCCUUUCCUGAUUGACGCCAAAGCAGUGAUUGGCGCAGCAGCCAAGGGUCGCAGCUCAGCAAGGGCUUUGCGUACAAUUCUUCGUGCAGCGGCCUCCUUGUGUCUGGCAAGCGACCUGCUUCCGAGACUGGUGUACAUUCCCAGCGAGUCAAAUCCUGCAGACAAGCCUUCGCGAGGACUUCGAAACAGGCCUUCUCGUAGGCCGGUCCGAAAAUCUGGAGGCAAGACGCGUGCGCGCCAGAGUUUGCUCCGGAGUCUGGACAGGCUUGUCGAGGCCGAAAAUAUCAUCAAACGCUGGAUGUAG